Messenger RNA from Bactrocera oleae (olive fruit fly), 267 nucleotides. The record is from RefSeq and is a predicted model, not a curated record. NCBI's taxonomy places the organism in Eukaryota, Metazoa, Arthropoda, Insecta, Diptera, Tephritidae.
AUGGAAUUGCGCAUCUGCACUACGCCCAUUUAUGUUAAUACUCUGACUUUCAAGGGCGUUUGUGAGGAGAAGGGCGGAGAUUGGUGCAGCCUAAAAUGUCAAAUAGCAGGCGGGCGCGACGGUUAUUGCAACAAAGGAAAAAUCUGUAAUUGCAGGCAAUUGUAAGCUGAAUGCUCCAUGGAAUUGGAAAUACUUAUAAAUGUAAGCCCCUACAUACAUUGGGCAUAUGUAUAAAAUCUAUCACAAAAUAAAAACGGGUUUUGCUUA